AUGCACGCGAUAGCUCCAGCUUCCGAAACGUACUCCGUAAGGUCCAGCCAAAGAAGCGCCGGGUACAGAUCGUCGUUCCGACAACCCGAGCACAUUCCCUCGGAUACGGGACACGUGACCUUCUAGGAGCUUCUGCUGCCAAGAAAUCCGGAGAUGGAGAGAAAGGCCUGGAAAAUUUUCGAGACUUUGGCUUCAUCUCUCACCUUCCGACUCUUCUCAUCUCCUAUUCUCCCCAUCAUCCCUUCAUCUGCAUCCGUUCUGCUCCGGGAGCUUUGAUCGGACAGACUUCUUUGUGCUCAUUAAUAUUCGCUUUUGCCAUUGUUUUAAUUGUUCUUUUUCUCCGUUUCUCCCUUUCAACAUGCAGCGAGCUUUCUCUGCCAGGACCUCGGUCCUCUCUGCUGCUUCCAAGCGCACCCCCUUCUACAAGCCUGCUGGCCUCAACCUCCAGCAGCAACGGUUCGCCCACAAGGACCUCAAAUUUGGCGUCGAGGCUCGCGCUCAGCUCCUCAAGGGUGUUGACACGCUUGCUAAGGCUGUCCAAUCCACUCUUGGUCCCAAGGGUCGCAAUGUCCUGAUCGAAUCUCCCUACGGCUCCCCCAAGAUCACCAAGGAUGGUGUGACUGUUGCCAAGGCUAUUCAGCUCCAGGACAAGUUCGAGAACCUCGGUGCUCGUCUCCUCCAGGAUGUCGCUUCCAAGACCAACGAACUUGCUGGUGACGGUACCACCACCGCUACCGUCCUUGCUCGUGCCAUUUUCUCCGAGACCGUCAAGAACGUCGCCGCUGGCUGCAACCCCAUGGAUCUCCGCCGUGGUAUCCAGGCUGCUGUCGAGGCCGCUGUGGACUACCUCCAGCAGAACAAGCGUGAUAUCACUACCGGCGAGGAGAUUGCCCAGGUUGCUACCAUCUCCGCCAACGGCGAUACCCACGUUGGUAAGCUCAUCUCUACCGCCAUGGAGCGUGUUGGUAAGGAGGGUGUCAUCACCGUUAAGGAGGGUAAGACCCUUGAGGAUGAGCUUGAGGUUACCGAGGGUAUGCGCUUCGACCGUGGAUACACCUCUCCCUACUUCAUCACCGACGCCAAGUCGCAGAAGGUUGAAUUCGAGAAGCCCUUGAUCCUCCUUUCCGAGAAGAAGAUCUCUGCUGUCCAGGACAUCAUUCCCGCCCUUGAGGCCUCCACUACUCUCCGCCGCCCUCUCGUCAUCAUUGCUGAGGACAUUGAGGGUGAGGCUCUCGCCGUCUGCAUCCUGAACAAGCUCCGUGGCCAGCUCCAGGUCGCUGCCGUCAAGGCCCCCGGCUUCGGUGACAACCGCAAGAGCAUCCUCGGUGACCUUGGUAUUCUCACCAACGGUACCGUUUUCACCGAUGAGCUUGACAUUAAGCUCGAGAAGCUCACCCCAGACAUGCUUGGUUCCACUGGUUCCAUCACUAUCACCAAGGAGGACACCAUCAUUCUGAACGGUGAGGGCAGCAAGGACUCCAUUUCCCAGCGCUGCGAACAGAUCCGUGGCGUCAUGGCUGACCCCACUACCUCCGAGUACGAGAAGGAGAAGCUCCAGGAGCGUCUUGCUAAGCUCUCUGGUGGUGUUGCUGUUAUCAAGGUCGGCGGUGCCUCUGAGGUUGAGGUUGGUGAGAAGAAGGACCGUGUUGUCGAUGCUCUCAACGCUACCCGCGCUGCUGUUGAGGAGGGCAUCCUCCCCGGUGGUGGUACUGCUCUCCUCAAGGCCUCCGCCAACGGCCUUGAGAACGUCAAGCCCGCCAACUUCGAUCAGCAGCUCGGUGUGAGCAUUGUCAAGAGCGCUAUCACUCGCCCUGCCCGCACCAUUGUCGAGAACGCUGGCCUCGAGGGCAGCGUCAUUGUCGGCAAGCUGACCGACGAGUUCUCCAAGGACUUCUACCGUGGUUUCGACAGCUCCAAGGGCGAGUUCGUCGACAUGCUCGCUGCUGGUAUCGUUGACCCUCUCAAGGUCGUCCGCACCGCUCUCGUCGACGCUAGCGGUGUCUCUUCUCUGCUCGGUACCACCGAGGUUGCCAUCGUUGAGGCUCCUGAGGAGAAGGCUCCCGCUGCCCCUGCUGGUGGUAUGGGUGGUAUGGGCGGCAUGGGCGGCAUGGGCGGCGGCAUGUUCUAAACUGCUUAAUCCACCGCCUCAUGUACCCAUAUCAAUGCCUUUCUUGGUUUCAAGUUUUUAGAGGUUUUCCUUCGAGCGUGUCUUUGCAUACAAUGGGCAUACCAUGAUAUGUUUUGAGAUCUCUAUUUGUAUUAUUUUCCUUAUGUCUUUAAUGUGUUAUAUGUCUUGUAUUACUCAUCCUGACUUGCGACAAUACUCAUCCUACUAUACCUCAUGUUAUCACUACUCCGCACUCUUGGUUUAGGUCUUUUUCUAGCCAUCUCUCCACUCUACCUUAUUGGCACUAAAAGUCAGGGGACUCUGUAUUAUAUCCUCCCAUGAAAUAUCAAACAUGGUCAAUUUCAGUUGCUUUCAGUUACAGAAUCUCAUAUCUAGGCAAGCGUCACAAGCAUGUAGUAGUAACCUGAUCCUAUUCCCCCUCUUAAUGGACUGUAAAAC
This is a messenger RNA of Aspergillus versicolor CBS 583.65, 2566 nucleotides long. It is a transcript of the gene hsp60, whose product is annotated as chaperone ATPase HSP60. Lineage: Eukaryota; Fungi; Ascomycota; Eurotiomycetes; Eurotiales; Aspergillaceae. Gene Ontology annotation, cellular component: mitochondrial inner membrane; mitochondrial matrix. The record is from RefSeq and is a predicted model, not a curated record. Gene Ontology annotation, biological process: protein import into mitochondrial intermembrane space; mitochondrial unfolded protein response; apoptotic mitochondrial changes. Gene Ontology annotation, molecular function: protein-folding chaperone binding; ATP binding; ATP-dependent protein folding chaperone. The coding region runs from base 359 to 2128 and encodes 589 amino acids. The transcript has 3 exons.